Messenger RNA from Rhizophagus irregularis DAOM 181602=DAOM 197198, 533 nucleotides. RefSeq lists its product as uncharacterized. Lineage: Eukaryota; Fungi; Glomeromycota; Glomeromycetes; Glomerales; Glomeraceae. The record is from RefSeq and is a predicted model, not a curated record.
UCAAAAAAAGACCAAAAUGAAACUCUCUAAUAUUCUCUUGCUUAGUGCUUUCUUUGUCGCUUUUCUCUUCUUCGAUUCCGCUACUGCUUGUGCUCGUACUACCACGACAGUUACGAAAAUAACCACUAUUCCAACAACAAUCACUAAAGCUACUUGCUUGACGAUCGGUACAACUACCACUCUUAGCAUUACUUCCCCAACAAUCAUUACCAAAUGCACUCCUACACCAACAUGUACAUGUAAUCCGCAUAUUAUAGGAGAUUGCUGCCGACACCCCGUAACCAUCAAAAGUCUUAGCCUUAGUCUUAAAACGAUUAAAAUUAAAACGCUUGUACCUGUAACAACGAUCUGUGUAAAACCACCAAUUUAUUAAAUAUAUAAUAUAUACCGAUUUUCAAGAUGUAAAUAAUUUCCCUUGGACCUUAAAUUUUGUAAAUAAUAUUAUAAUAUUUGUAGUUUUAUAUUGUGUAUAUAUCUUUAUCCUAUAAAACUUUUUUUUCCUUUUGAUAUAUAUAUAUAUUAGAUUUCUUUUA